This is a messenger RNA of Lachancea dasiensis, 645 nucleotides long. The record is from the annotation of a GenBank genome assembly. Lineage: Eukaryota; Fungi; Ascomycota; Saccharomycetes; Saccharomycetales; Saccharomycetaceae.
AUGAGCUCUGACAAGCAAUAUAUCAGUUACAACAACGUCCAUCAACUUUGCCAGGAGGCGGCAGAAAAGAUCAAGCAAUUCAAACCCGACUUGAUUAUAGCCAUUGGCGGUGGUGGGUUUAUUCCAGCAAGAAUACUGCGUACUUUCUUAAAAGAGCCAAAUGUGCCAACUGUGAGAAUUUUUGCCAUUAUAUUGUCGCUUUAUGAAGAUAUCAAAUCUGUGGGUUCGGUGGAGGAAAAACCAGGGGUCACUGUGCACAGAACGCAAUGGAUUGACUAUGAACAGUGCAAGUUGGACCUCGUCGGCAAGAAUGUACUGAUUGUAGAUGAAGUGGACGAUACGCGCACGACUUUGCAUUAUGCACUUAGCGAACUUGAGAAAGACGCGGCGGAUCAGGCAGCUGCGCAAGGAAUUGACUUGGAAGCUCAGCCAGAGCGUAAGACCAAGUUCGGGAUCUUUGUUCUGCAUGACAAGUUGAAGCCCAAGAAAGCGGAUCUUCCAGCAGAAUUGUUGGAGGAUAAGACUCGCUACAUUGCUGCCAGACAGGUGCCUGACUAUUGGUAUGCGUAUCCUUGGGAAUCAACGGACAUCGUAACUCAUACCAGAAAGGCUGUCGAACAGGGCAAUGAUGUGUUUCUUCCUUAG